AUGAGCUCCAGCAGCAAUGUCGUCGGUGUCCAUUACCGCGUGGGCAAGAAGAUAGGCGAGGGUAGCUUCGGUGUCAUCUUCGAGGGCACCAACCUCCUCAACAACACCCAGGUUGCCAUUAAAUUCGAGCCGCGCAAGAGCGAUGCGCCGCAGCUGCGAGAUGAGUACCGGACGUACAAGAUCCUGGUCGGAUGCCCCGGCAUACCCAACGUCUACUAUUUCGGCCAGGAGGGCCUGCACAACAUCCUCGUCAUCGACCUGCUAGGCCCGAGCUUGGAGGAUCUGUUUGACCACUGCGGCCGCCGCUUCUCCAUCAAGACUGUGGUCAUGGUUGCCAAGCAAAUGCUUUCCCGAGUACAGACCAUCCAUGAGAAGAAUUUAAUAUACCGCGACAUCAAACCCGACAACUUCCUCAUUGGCCGACCAAACACGAAAGCGCAGAACGUUAUCCACGUCGUCGACUUCGGCAUGGCCAAGCAGUACCGUGACCCGAAGACAAAGCAGCACAUACCGUACCGCGAGCGGAAAAGCUUGAGCGGCACUGCGCGAUACAUGUCCAUUAAUACGCAUUUGGGCAGAGAACAAUCGCGCAGAGACGAUCUGGAAGCACUUGGCCACGUCUUCAUGUACUUCCUGCGCGGCGGUCUUCCGUGGCAGGGCCUUAAGGCGGCGACUAACAAGCAAAAGUACGAGAAGAUUGGCGAGAAGAAGCAAACCACAGCUCUAAAGGACUUGUGUGAUGGCUUCCCGGAAGAGUUCAACAAGUACCUGUCGUACGUGCGGAACCUUGGCUUCGAAGACACGCCCGACUAUGACUACUUGCGUGACCUUUUCACAAAGGCGUUGCAAGGGACCGGAGAAGUCGAAGAUGGCGAGUACGACUGGAUGAAGCUCAACAAUGGCAAAGGGUGGGACGUACCGCAAAGGUCGUCUCAGUCCCAAGCGCACCGUGAGCAGGUCAACCCAUCGGCUGCGGACCUGAAAGUGGUCGCCGGCACGGCAGCCCAAAGAGCGUCACGGACACCAAUUCCACAGGACCGACUGAACGCAGACCUACCUAAGCCGGGCGCAGCACGCCCAAGUCAGCCUAGACCCUCUGGCCAGCAACCGCGAAGGCAUCACAAUAGUAUGGACAUGGCCGGAAAGCGGGGGAGCCAACUUGACGCAAACGACAACGUCUCAACGGCACCUCAAUUUGCCACUUCUACGCCUAACUUAGCAGGUCGGUUAAGCACUGGUCAACUUCCAACACAAGCUCAAAGCCGACAACCGUCUGGUACCGCAGCGCCACAAGUACGACAGCAACCACAGCAGCCUCCGGCUCAGCAGCAGCAGCAGCAGCCAGAGCAGAAGGAAGGCUUCAUGCAGAAGGUCUUCAAGGUGUUGUGCUGCGGUUAG
Baudoinia panamericana UAMH 10762 is the source of this 1398-nucleotide messenger RNA. RefSeq lists its product as uncharacterized. Gene Ontology annotation, biological process: signal transduction; peptidyl-serine phosphorylation; endocytosis. The record is from RefSeq and is a predicted model, not a curated record. The transcript has 2 exons. Gene Ontology annotation, cellular component: nucleus; cytoplasm. Gene Ontology annotation, molecular function: protein serine/threonine kinase activity; ATP binding. Bases 1 to 1398 code for a protein of 465 amino acids. Lineage: Eukaryota; Fungi; Ascomycota; Dothideomycetes; Mycosphaerellales; Teratosphaeriaceae.